This is a messenger RNA of Pelodiscus sinensis (Chinese soft-shelled turtle), 1964 nucleotides long. The record is from RefSeq and is a predicted model, not a curated record. NCBI's taxonomy places the organism in Eukaryota, Metazoa, Chordata, Testudines, Trionychidae.
AUGGAGGUCACAACCUGCAGUUUGAAAACCACUGGCAUAGAGGAGGCCUCGGUGAAUGGUGGGAAAUUUGCCCUUCAAGGCACUGACCUGCUGCUGCUGCUCUACAAUCCUGUGGAUCAAAGUGGUCCAUUUACUUGUAAAAUAGGAAAGUAUUUCUUUCAUGUCCGGUUGGUGUCAUAUCAGCUUCAGUCCCUGCACCAUUCCUCAUGUCAGAAAAAAUCAAUAUCUUCUGUACAACACAACUGCAUCAAUUCCCCAACAGCGAUUCAAAACCUCAAGACACCAGAAGAUGAACUUUAUAAUUUGUACUCCCCUGAACAACAAUCUGCCAUCCUGCAAGUGCUCAACACAGCAUCUGAGAGAGAACUUUCAGCCAUUAAACUGUUGAGAGGAAAAAAGUCUGGCAAUGUAAUUCAGCAUAGGGAAAAAAAUGGACCAUUUCGGAACUUGCAGAGUUUACUGGCAGUGCCCCUCUUUCAGUAUAAAACUGUUGUUAAAGUGUGUAACUUUAUCCUCGAUCCAUCUGAGAAAGGAGAUAGAAGAGAGAGAAAAAUACAAGACACCAGAUCUUCAGUGAGGUUUAUUAAACCUGAAAUAGAGAGAGAGAGGUUGGAGACUUUAGGUAGCAUUGUGUCUGUUGUUUUUGGCACCCGUAAAAUUGCAUGGGCUCAUGUUGAUCGAAACCUAACAGUUUGUGACUGGCAACAAGAAGAGUGUGUUAGAUUCAUGAAAGGAGCCUAUAAUCCGGCAGUGUAUCUGGAAGAAAUUUCUUCAGUUGUGUCUAAGAUUCCUGAAGCUGAUCUUUAUAUUUUGGAAAAAAACGGACUUCCUGUUCAGAAUACGAAUCUCUUUCCUAUAAUAUUACAUCUUCGUACUGUGGAAGCCAUGCUGUAUGUCCUAUUACAAAAGGCAUUUAUACAAGAUGGCCAGCACAAAGUAGUAAGUAUGGCCCGAAGCACUGUAGGAAAACACUUUGGAUUAAUUGUAGGAGACUCUCGAACUAGUGGAAUGGAUCUUGUGAAGCAGUUUCUCUUGCAAUCCAUUACCCAAGAACAGCCACGAUUGUCCUUUCCCAGGAACAAGGUGGUACGUUAUAGAAACCUAUUUUCUUCAGUUACUCAAAACAGAGAUGAGGAAAUGUGUGAUUCAGUACUACAGGCUCUUGCCUUCUAUGAACUUCUAAUAUUAAAUAACACUACUUAAGCCUUUUUUACUAUUUGAGCAGAACCACAAUAAACUUCAAUCUGUUUUAAUCGAGUAUUGGCUAUUGAUUCAUUAAAUAUUGGGCUGACGAGCAGAAGCCAAGUUUACAUGCGCUGUUCACUGCUAUCAAGGCAUCUCAAACUGAUUUUUUUUGGCAAAGUAUCUUAAGACAUGUCACAUGAUGCUAUAUCAGCAGCCUUGGCAUCUCAGCCUCGAAAUGGACAGUUGCUGAUUCUCAUGGCUCUUCUACACAUUUCCUGUUUCUGUCCCUUCUGUCCCCCCCCACCCGAGAACCCAAAUGCAGAACUCCCCCCAGCUCAGAUACUCAUUUUUCCCCGGAUACCUGUUCCCCUCCUCCACAGAGCCCAGGGAUUCAGAGAAAGCGCCUGAUGCUUAGUCCCAUGCUUGCACAGUUUUCUACAUAAUACCCUCUUCUUCCCUCCUGGCAUCCUAUAAACUGCAGCUACCAGGAAUCCUCAAGCUUCCUCUCCAGCCAUGCCUUCUCCUCUGUGCAAGAAAAACAAAGAAUGAAUAGUCUAAUAGUACUUUAAGACUAAAAACAGAUGUUAUCACAAGCUUUUGUGGGCACAACCCACUUCUUCAGAUGACAUGAAAGCUCACGUUUUGUUAGUCUUUAAGGUGCUACUAGAUUAUUCGUUAAGUUUUUCCUGUUACAGAUUAAUUUGGCGACCCCUUGGAAGCUUACUCUAUGCAAUUUAGUAAUAGAGAUGUAACUGUUAGUCUAGUCUAGCUGAAACAAA